This is a messenger RNA of Triplophysa dalaica, 2624 nucleotides long. RefSeq lists its product as uncharacterized. Bases 1162 to 1812 code for a protein of 216 amino acids. Lineage: Eukaryota; Metazoa; Chordata; Actinopteri; Cypriniformes; Nemacheilidae. The record is from RefSeq and is a predicted model, not a curated record. The transcript is spliced from 5 exons.
GUCCUGUACUAAGCGUACAAGGCAAUUGAACUCGCUGAGUGAAGUGAAUAUUGUGUGUUUAACUCCUAUGGGGAGUGUGUGGGGGGGGGGGAUGCUGUGCUCUGAGUGACCACUAUAGGGUAGUGUUGUGAUCUGCAUUUGUCAUUGGCCCUGGUGAAGUCAUACCAGAACCGUGGGUGAUUGAACUCGAUGCAUAAAACUUAUAUAAUGUUUAAAUUAUAGGUAUUGUCUUAAAAACGUUUUUCCUCUUUAUUGUGAGGUCCGUUACAGACCUGUCUGCCACUGAACCUACACAGAGGAAACCUGAAUGAAUCCUCAUAUUUACUGAUGUUUGUCGCCUUUCAACGGGAGAGUGAGGAGGAUGGAUCAGAAUCUAUAGGGGGUCAUGUCUCACCCUGUCCUGACUCCCCAGUGCCACCCGCACCUGCCUGGACCACAAAGACAGCCAUAAGUGUCUUUUUUAUUGAGAUUUAUAAAUCAUCUGAACGAAAAAGUUUUAGAUUUUUUUAGGAUAUGACAAUAUUUGUUCGAUAUACAAAGUUAGCUGCAUCCACUGACAAACAUUACGUUUUGAUAUAUUACUGGUAGGAAACUUAUUAAAUAUCUUCAUGUAACGUGAUCUUUACUUAAUAUCCUGAUGAUGUUUGGUAUUAAAACGCAUAUUUUCCCCCAUACAAUGUAUUGUUGGCUAUUGGUUCAAUACCCGUGCGAUUUAAAGUCCAGGGUCGCAAUUGUUUAAAGUGGUCAGCGGUUCUCUGCUGGUCCUGCUUCAAAACACUGGAUAUCACAUGGCACUUGCUUUUUAUCAAAAUGAACUUCAUGAAUGUUACCAUAAAGUGUUUAAGCCCAGCAGAACUGCUGAUACAGGACAUUGACUGAAUAUAAUUUGAAAUUAAUUGGAUUCACGAUCCACUGUUCUUUUGGAAAAACUCAGCUUGUGUUCAUGCUUGAGCAAACCGAUUUGCGUACAGAUAAGAUAAGUUUAACGAAAGUGAUAUCUGAAGUGGCUAUUUUGAUUUUUCGGGAAGGUCCCUCUGUGUUGACGUACUACGUUUGGAAUCAGAGCCAAAACUACAUGAGUCAUUGUGUUAAAUACUCGUGUGUCCUGUAAAGAGUUCAGUGUGAUCUUGAAUCUCAACAGACUGAAGACAGAUCAGGAUCAUGUGUGCUGGCUGUGUUGUGCUUCUGGUUCUGCUGGUUUGGACCUUCACAUCUGCCUGUGGAGCUGAUGAUGGCUUCAAUAUAACCUGCAGAAAUGUGACCGGACGUGUGGGAAAAGAGUCGACUCUUAACUGUGACGUCUCUUAUCUCAACAAAACAUGCUGCAUGAUGAUGUUCAAGAUUAUAAACACACCAGACACAACGAUCUGUAAAGAGGACUUUAGAAAGGAUUUUGGAAAUGAUCCAUGUCUACAGUUUACCAGCUUGCCGUGUCCUUACAUUGCCAAUGAAGUCAUGACAUCAACAUUCAAGUUCAUUUUACACACCAGAUGUGGGAACAAAACAGCAGGAUUCACUGUGAACAUAACGGAAUCUGUUGAUGACACAGGUGGACCAAAGGAUGAUCCUACAAAGGAAACUCCUGUCCAAACAUGGAUUGUUGUCAUCAUUGCUGCCAUAAUCUGUUGCGUCAUCUACAUUUUGGGAUUGCUUCUCAUAAGAAACCAGAACGCCAAAGCGACUUACAGUGCACUUAUUACAGGGACAAUCCCCCUGGAGCAACAUGGAGUAAAGUGUCUUGCUCAAGGACACACUGGUGGUGGCUGCUGGGAUCGAACCAGCAACCUUUUGAUUACCAGUUCAGUGGUUUAACCCACUAGACCACCAUCUCCUUUAUUGAACAAUUACCCAUAAAUCCAAUAAUACAACAACUUUUGCAACAAAAAAAAACGCUGUGUCAAUGUCUGUUUUGAAGCCCUUGUGCAUGCUCAGAUAAACUUUCGUGUUUGUUGGGGUUUUCUCUUUCAGGUAUGUCCCAAAUAUGUCCAUUUAAAGGAGAAUUGAUUUUUGGUUUGAAACCUAUGACCACUAGAUCGCGCACUUGAGGUGCAAUACAUUGAAAACCUACUUCUGUUCCACUGCAUCAGAGGUUUCAGUCUUUUUUUACUUUCCAAAACUGUAUCUUAAAGCUGUUUUUUUGACAGAGUUUGUAUUUUGUAAUGAAAUGAAUAAAGAUUUGUCAUAAGGUUGAUUUACCGUAUAAACCCAGCAAACGUAUUACAGUAGUAAUAUUUAUAGAACAAGAUUUCCCUGCUGAAAAAAACAUUAGAACCCUGCUCAAAACACAAUAUUUGGCCUAAAUGGUAACAGCUUUAAUGGAUAUGAUGUGAAUUAUAUUGGAUUUUAUUUGUUUGAUGUUAUCUGGCACCUGAGAACCAAUAAAACACCAUCUGUGUUCACUGCUGUCUACUACCUGCACAUGUUGAACAAACCUCAGAAGGGGUAAUUGAUGCACACACGUAAAAGCAGCUUGGGUAUAUCUAUGCUUUGUUUAUGUCUUGUGGAUUUUUUUGUGCCUAUUUAUUACUUGUCUUUUAUUGUCUUAUAGCAUGUUGUAAAGCACUUUGGUCAACUUCGGUUGUUUUAAACCGUGCUAUAUAAAUAAAGGUGUAUUGUAUUUACUA